AUGCACACCGUGCAGCUGGUUCUGAUGGGCGCGGAAGUGGUCGUGGAAACCGGCGGCGUAAUCAACAAAUUGGGUUCUUUGCAAGUGGGCGUGCUCGCUAAAACGUUCAACGUGCCCGUGUAUAUCGCCGUGGAGUCGUACAAAUUCGCGCGAAUCUACCCGCUGAACCAGAAAAGCGUGCCGGUGUCGGAAGCAGAUCGGCAGAUUAGCGAGAAAGCGAGGCCGAAGGAGCUGGAUGAAGGCGUGGAGUUCGGGGCGGCGAGGUGUGAUUAUUUGCCGCCUGAGUAUAUUACGUUUUUGGUGACGGAUUUGGGCGUGCUGGCACCGCCGUCGGUGUCGGAUGAGUUGAUUAAGUUGUAUUGGUGGGUUGUUUGUUGGAAAUGCGAGGAAGUGGGGAGAGAGAGAGAGGAGAAUGGUGGGAGGAAUGUACGAUUGGGAGGAGGGAGAAUUCAAUGA
Molecule: messenger RNA, 456 nt
Organism: Blastocystis hominis
Lineage: Eukaryota; Bigyra; Opalinata; Blastocystidae
Exons: 1
Coding region: 1-456 (151 amino acids)
Biological process (GO): translational initiation
Cellular component (GO): eukaryotic translation initiation factor 2B complex
Molecular function (GO): guanyl-nucleotide exchange factor activity; translation initiation factor activity
Source: RefSeq, a predicted model, not a curated record